AUGGGUGCAGGUGGGAACAACUUUUCGUGUUUGACCACUUCUCUCGCUUGCGGGAACCUCUGUUCGACCGCUUCGUCUUCGCGCGGGAGCCACUGCUCGUCCGCGUCGUCAAUACGAGGGAGAAACUACUUGUCCACGUCGGACCUCUCGCUGAAAAGCGAGGAUACAUCGUCACUCGUGCGUAGUGGCACGGAACAAGCGGUACAGAGAGGGCCAUCGCUCACUCCGUGUACCGCCGGUGUCGUGGAUGUACGAUCCACGACUGUAACGUUCGGCCAAUCUCUUGGAGACACCAAGGGAUGGGUGAACACUUCGCUGGUGUCAAACUUGCUUCGACGUCUCACUGAUCUGGCUAACUAG
Peronospora matthiolae is the source of this 360-nucleotide messenger RNA. The record is from the annotation of a GenBank genome assembly. NCBI's taxonomy places the organism in Eukaryota, Oomycota, Peronosporomycetes, Peronosporales, Peronosporaceae.